AGAGAAGGAGUGACAAUGGACCUAGCUAUGGAGAAAGCUAAGGGCAAGGUGCACCAGAACCUGGAGCAAUCUUUCCUGGCUACUCUGAGUAAUCCACAGGUGACAUUACUGUCUGUACACAAGAGGUGCUCUUUCAGGAGGAGCUCUGGGGUUCGGGGCUUGGCCAACCUGGAGUCUUCAGAGGAGAAAGAUCCUCCCCAGCCAGAAGAAGAAUUGUCACCGUGUGUUUUAACUAGAACCCUGGAAAGGAGUUCCCAGGUCUUACCUAAGCUUGCCAAGCCUGCACGUCCUUGGGAGCAAGCAAUGAAACAGAGCUUCGCCUUUGACAAUGUUGGCUAUGAGGGGGGUCUGGACCACACCUGCUCACUCCCAGCCACCACCAGUGUGGUUAGCAUCCUGGGCAUGACUUGCCACUCUUGUGUCAAGUCCAUUGAGGACAAGAUCUCGAGUCUGAAAGGCAUUGUGAGCAUUAAGGUUUCUCUGGAACAAGGCAAUGCCACCGUCAAGUAUGUGCCAUCAGUCAUGAACCUGCAGCAGAUUUGCCUUCAGAUUGAGGAUAUGGGCUUUGAGGCCAGCGCUGAAGAAGGAAAGGCAGCCUCCUGGCCGUCCAGGUCCUCCCCAGCCCAGGAGGCCGUGGUUAAGCUCCGUGUGGAGGGCAUGACGUGUCAGUCCUGUGUCAGCUCCAUCGAAGGCAAGAUCCGGAAACUACAAGGGGUUGUGAGAGUCAAAGUCUCCCUCAGCAACCAAGAGGCAGUCAUCACCUACCAGCCUUACCUCAUUCAACCUGAGGACCUCAGGGACCACAUCUGUGACAUGGGAUUUGAAGCUGCCCUCAAGAGCAGAACGGCCCCCUUAAGGCUGGGACCAAUUGACAUAGACAAGUUGGAAAACACUAACCUCAAGAGACCAGCAGUCUCUCCUAACCAGAACUCCAAUAACUCUGAGACCCCGGGGCACCAGGGGAACCACGUCGCCACCCUCCAACUGAGAAUAGAUGGGAUGCACUGUACAUCGUGCGUUUUGAAUAUUGAAGGAAAUAUAGGCCAACUCCCAGGGGUUCAAAAUAUUCAAGUGUCCCUGGAGAGCAAAACUGCCCAAAUACAGUAUGACCCUUCUUGUACCACCCCCUUGUCCCUGCAGACGGCCAUUGAGGCACUGCCCCCUGGGCACUUUAAGGUUUCUCUUCCUGAUGGAGUAGAGGGCGAUGAGCCUCAGAGAAGGUCUUCCAGUUUUCCCUUCCCUGGCUCUUCCCAGAGGCCUCAGGAGCAGGGCUGGUACAACACUGCACAGCUCACCAUCACUGGCAUUACUGGUGCAUCAUCUGUUCAGCCCAUCGAAGGCAUGCUGUCCCAGAGAAAAGGUGUGCGGCGAAUAUCCAUCUCUGUGGCUGAAGGGACUGCAACAGUUCUUUACGAUCCCUCAGUAGUUAGCUCAGAUGAGCUCCGAGUUGCUGUAGAAGACAUGGGAUUUGAGGUGUCAGUGAAUUCUGAAGACUUUCCUAUCAACCAUGUCAGAAACUUCAGCUCUGGGAAUUCUGUGCCACAUACCCUGGGUGGCACACCAGUGUCUGUGCAGAACAUGGCUUCCAACACUAGAGGGAUCCCUACAAACAGUAACCCCGGCCACUCGUCAGAUACCCCACCAUCGCCGGGAACAGCAGCAUCACAGAAGUGCUUUUUACAGAUCAGAGGCAUGACCUGCGCGUCCUGUGUGUCUAACAUAGAAAGGAGUCUUCAGAGGCAUGCUGGUGUUCUUUCUGUGUUGGUUGCCUUGAUGUCGGGGAAGGCAGAAGUCAAGUAUAAUCCAGAGGUCAUCCAGCCACCCCAAAUAGCUCAGCUCAUCCAGGACCUGGGCUUUGAAGCAACAGUCAUGGAGGACAAUACAGUCUCUGAAGGUGACAUCGAACUGAUUAUCACAGGGAUGACCUGUGCUUCCUGUGUUCACAACAUCGAGUCCAAGCUCACAAAAACAAAUGGCAUCACCUAUGCCUCUGUGGCCCUCGCCACCAGCAAAGCGCACUUGAAGUUUGAUCCUGAAAUCAUUGGCCCACGGGAUAUCAUCAAGAUUAUUGAGGAAAUCGGGUUCCAUGCUUCCCUGGCCCAGAGAAAUCUCAGCGCUCAUCACUUGGACCACAAGAUGGAAAUAAAACAGUGGAAAAAGUCUUUCCUGUGUAGCCUGGUGUUUGGCAUCCCUGUCAUGGGCUUGAUGAUCUACAUGUUAAUCCCCAGCAAUAAGCCCCAUGAGCCGAUGGUGCUCGACCAUAACAUCAUUCCAGGACUGUCCGUUCUAAAUCUCAUCUUCUUCAUUCUGUGUACCUUUGUGCAAUUCCUGGGUGGGUGGUACUUCUAUGUUCAAGCCUACAAGUCUUUGAGACACAAGUCAGCCAACAUGGAUGUGCUCAUCGUACUGGCCACAACCAUUGCCUAUGCCUACUCCCUCGUCAUCCUGGUGGUUGCAGUGGCUGAGAAGGCUGAGAAGAGCCCCGUGACAUUCUUCGAUACACCCCCCAUGCUCUUCGUGUUCAUCGCCCUUGGGCGGUGGCUGGAGCACGUGGCAAAGAGCAAAACUUCGGAAGCCCUUGCAAAACUCAUGUCACUCCAAGCCACAGAAGCCACAGUUGUGACCCUUGGUAUGGACAACUUAAUCCUCAGAGAGGAGCAAGUGCCCAUGGAGCUGGUGCAACGAGGUGAUAUCAUCAAGGUUGUCCCUGGGGGCAAGUUCCCAGUGGACGGGAAAGUCUUGGAAGGCAAUACCAUGGCAGAUGAGUCCCUCAUCACAGGAGAGGCCAUGCCUGUCACUAAGAAACCUGGGAGCAUAGUGAUUGCUGGUUCUAUAAAUGCUCAUGGCUCUGUGCUCAUUAAAGCUACCCAUGUGGGCAAUGAUACCACUUUGGCUCAGAUUGUGAAAUUGGUGGAAGAGGCCCAGAUGUCAAAGGCACCCAUUCAGCAGCUGGCUGACCGGUUUAGUGGAUAUUUUGUUCCAUUUAUCAUCAUCAUUUCAACAUUAACAUUGGUGGUAUGGAUUGUCAUCGGUUUUGUUGAUUUUGGUGUUGUUCAGAAAUACUUCCCUAACCCUAGCAAGCAUGUCUCCCAGACAGAGGUGAUCAUCCGUUUUGCCUUCCAGACGUCCAUCACUGUGCUGUGCAUUGCCUGCCCCUGCUCCCUGGGGCUGGCCACGCCCACAGCAGUUAUGGUGGGCACUGGGGUGGCUGCCCAGAAUGGUGUCCUAAUCAAAGGUGGCAAGCCUCUGGAGAUGGCACACAAGAUAAAGACUGUUAUGUUUGACAAAACUGGCACCAUUACCCAUGGGGUCCCGAGAGUCAUGCGGUUCCUGUUGCUUGUGGACAUGGCUACAUUGUCCCUCAGGAAGGUUCUGGCUGUGGUGGGCACUGCAGAGGCCAGCAGUGAGCACCCCUUAGGUGUGGCAGUCACUAAAUACUGCAAAGAGGAACUUGGAACAGAGACCCUUGGAUACUGCACAGACUUCCAGGCAGUGCCAGGCUGUGGGAUUAGCUGUAAAGUUAGCAAUGUGGAAAGCAUCCUGACUCACAGUGAUACGACUGGUCAUCUGAAUGGGGUUGGCAACUCUCCCACAGGAAAAGGUACAGGCCCCCAGACUUUCUCUGUGCUGAUUGGAAACCGAGAAUGGAUGAGGCGCAAUGGGUUAACCAUCUCCAGUGAGAUCAAUGACGCCAUGACAGAUCAUGAGAUGAAAGGACAGACAGCCAUCCUGGUGGCUAUUGAUGGUGUGCUCUGUGGGAUGAUUGCCAUCGCAGAUGCUGUUAAACCAGAGGCUGCCCUGGCUAUAUACACACUGAAGAGCAUGGGUGUGGAUGUGGCUCUGAUCACAGGGGACAACCGGAAGACAGCCAGAGCCAUUGCCACUCAGGUUGGCAUCAACAAAGUCUUUGCUGAGGUACUGCCUUCUCACAAGGUGGCCAAGGUCCAGGAACUCCAGAAUGAAGGGAAGAAAGUAGCCAUGGUGGGCGAUGGAGUGAACGACUCUCCAGCUUUGGCCCAGGCCGAUGUGGGAAUUGCUAUUGGGACUGGCACAGAUGUUGCCAUUGAAGCAGCAGACGUAGUUCUUAUCAGAAAUGACUUAUUGGAUGUGGUGGCCAGCAUUCAUCUCUCCAAGAGGACUGUCCGUAGGAUCCGUGUCAAUCUGGUGCUGGCAUUGAUUUAUAACAUGGUUGGAAUACCUAUUGCCGCAGGUGUCUUCAUGCCCAUUGGCAUUGUGCUGCAGCCGUGGAUGGGCUCAGCGGCCAUGGCAGCCUCCUCUGUGUCUGUGGUACUCUCCUCUCUGCAGCUCAAGUGCUAUCGAAAGCCCGACCUGGAGAGAUAUGAGGCACAGGCCCAUGGCCGCAUGAAGCCCCUGAGUGCAUCCCAGGUUAGCGUGCACGUUGGCAUGGAUGACCGACGGCGGGAUUCUCCUAGGGCCACAUCGUGGGACCAGGUCAGCUAUGUGAGCCAAGUGUCUUUGUCCUCCCUGACAUCAGACAGACUGUCUCGGCAUGGUGGCACAGCAGAUGACAGUGGGGACAAAUGGUCCCUGCUUCUGAGUGACAGGGACGAAGAGCAGUGCAUCUGAGCUCCAGGUGGCAGCCCUGGGCAGGCCAAGGUGCUCUUUCAGGUGACACUCAGUAUGGUUGAGGCUGCAGGCGCAGCCCCAACAAGCAGCAGUAAGGAGAGUAAAACUUAAUCACGAGCCCCAAAUGUCCUGCUAGCCUUCCCACAGUAUGUGGGAACUUGUCUGGUGUAUCUGCAGAGACUGUGUAGGUUUGCUCUUUCAGAAGCCUGCUAAGAUGGGCAAAGCACACUGCUGUCCCUGUUUUCCAUGUGGGCAAAGUCACACCCUGUUUGGAUUAUAGUACUGGAGAGGAAGCCAGCACUCUUCACAGUACUCUGCCUACUACAUUUGCAUAACUGUGUGAAAUGAGGGACCAUCAGUAUCAAACCCCUAGCCAAGCCCCAUGGAGACCUCCCAUGCAGAGAGCUCUCUCCAGAGCUUUCCCACACCAGGAGCUCCCAGAAAGCUUGGAGUUACAUAGCACACCUGGGCCACGUGAGUCUACGGGU
Phodopus roborovskii (desert hamster) is the source of this 5075-nucleotide messenger RNA. It is a transcript of the gene Atp7b, whose product is annotated as ATPase copper transporting beta. The transcript has 21 exons. The coding region runs from base 16 to 4587 and encodes 1523 amino acids. Gene Ontology annotation, cellular component: membrane. Gene Ontology annotation, molecular function: ATPase-coupled monoatomic cation transmembrane transporter activity; ATP hydrolysis activity; ATP binding. Lineage: Eukaryota; Metazoa; Chordata; Mammalia; Rodentia; Cricetidae. The record is from RefSeq and is a predicted model, not a curated record. Gene Ontology annotation, biological process: monoatomic cation transport.